UGGAUUCAAAGUGGCUGGUGCGAAAAAGCGCAGAGAGGCGCAGGAGCUCCAGACGCGCUCUUCAGCCGCGAGAGGAGGACGCGGAGAUCCGCAGAGCUCCAAAAACGGUCAGACAGGCGAGCAGCUCUUUGCAUGUUAUCGAGAGCUUAUUAGAAGAGUGUGAGGCGGAAUAAGGCGAAGCUGAUAUUCCUGGAGCGUUUCGCGUGCGCAACUGCAGCACAGCAACUUCAGAAACAUCAACCAGCACAAGUUCUCCAAAAUCUGAGCACCAUGGCAUCGGUCCCCAGCAGCCAAGUCAAAUGCAAGUUCAAGAGGAGGAGGAGGAGAAGGUCCAAGCGAAAAGAGAAAAUGAACAUGUUGUCUGCACUGAUCGCCCCCUUCAAGUACAUGAGCCCAGCAGCCAAUUGCACAGAAGAUGAGGACACACUGAGCACUAGCAGUGCUGAGGUCAAGGAGAACCGUAACACGGGAAAUUUGGAAGAUUGCACCAUUGUUCCAUCAGACUGCCAAACACUCUUCCUGUCUGAUUCGCCCAGGGAUGGGGCAUCUGGCCUUAAGCGAAAGCGACCUUUGGAGGAGGACAAUAAUGGACACUUGUGCAAAUUGCGUCUGUACUGCAAGAAACUGGCAUGGUCUGAUGCACCAAAGAAUGCUCUGGUCCAGCUGAACGAGCUGAGACCGGGUCUACAGUAUCGGAUGGUCUCUCAGACAGGACCGGUGCACGCACCUCUCUUUUCUAUCGCUGUGGAAGUCAACGGACUCACUUUCGAGGGCACCGGCCCUACGAAGAAAAAGGCUAAGAUGAAGGCAGCCGAGAUGGCACUUAAGUCAUUCAUCCAGUUUCCCAAUGCCUCGCAAGCUCACUUGGCAAUGGGCGGACUGAACAACCCCACAGCCGACUUCACAUCGGACCAGGCCGACUUCCCAGACACGCUGUUCAAAGGCUUCGAGCCUGACGGCUGCCGCUCUGCCGAGAGCGAGUUGCUGUCUAGUGCCCUCCGUUUGCGUCACACAUUGGACUUGAUGGUUGUGCAGGCCAGGCAAGGAGAUCCCUGCCUUUCCCCGCCUCCAGUUCCCACCACCCAGCCCAGCCCGGUCGUCCUGCUCAAUGAUUUGCGCCCCGGCUUGAGAUACGCCUGCCUGUCGGAGCGUGUCCAAGGCAAACGGGCACACCGCAGCUUCGUCAUGGCCGUUCGAGUGGAUGGCAGGAUAUUCGAGGGCACGGGUCGCAGUAAGAAGCAGGCGAAGAGGCAGGCGGCUCUGUGUGCCCUGCAGGUGCUCUUCAACUUCAGGCUGGCAACUGAGGCAAGAGCGGGACACCGGCCCAGUAGGAUCAAAUGCCCUCAUUUGCCCCAGGAGUUUGCAGAUGCAAUAUUCCACCUGGUGCGAGAAAAGUACACAGAGCUGGCCGGCUGCUCCUCACUGCUGCACGCACGUCACAAAGGCCUGGCGGGCAUCGUCAUGACCAGAGGUCUGGAUCUGAGACAGGCCCAAGUGGUGGCGCUAUCUUCCGGCACUAAAUGCAUUAAUGGAGAAUAUAUCAGUGACCAGGGUCUGGCGGUCAACGAUUGUCACGCUGAAAUCACCACCAGACGAGCCCUGCUGCGGUUCCUGUACUCCCAACUAGAGCUACACCUCAGCAAGAGGAAAGAGGACUGGGAGCAAUCGAUCUUCGUACGGCACAAAGAUUCCUGUUUGAGACUGCGAGAGAACGUCCUCUUCCACAUGUACAUCAGUACGUCGCCCUGCGGGGACGCCCGUGUCAACUCGCCGUAUGAAAUCACCUCCGACUUGCACAGCAACAGACACAUGGUAAAGAAGUUUCACAGCCACCUUCGCACAAAGAUUGAAUCAGGGGAGGGUACGCUGCCUGUGAAGACCACAGGUCCCAUUCAGACUUGGGACGGAGUCCUUCAAGGAGAACAUCUCAUCACCAUGUCAUGCACAGACAAGAUUUCCAGGUGGAAUGUGCUCGGCCUGCAGGGGGCGCUACUCAGUCAUUUUGUGGAGCCGGUGUAUCUGUACAGCCUGACGGUGGGCAGCCUGAGACACACGGGUCACUUCUCCAGGAUGAUGAACCACAGGCUAGAGAGAGUUGGACCUCUGCCCAACUGCUACUACCGUAACCAGCCUUUACUAAGCGGCCUGAGCAACAGUGACUGCAGGCAGCAGGGGAAGUCCGUGUGUUACAGUGUCAAUUGGACAGCAGGUGACACCCAACUGGAGGUGCUCAACGCAUCUACUGGGAAGAGGAGAGACUCUGGGGCUCCGUCUAGACUUUGCAAGCAUGCACUUUUUGCACGUUGGAUCAGACUCUAUCGCAAGCUGGUGGUCCGUGGGGUGAGUGGUAUGCCGCUGUACUGUGAAGCGAAGCAGGCGGCGGGCACCUACCAGACUGUGAAGCUGCAGUGGUUGAAAGGUCUACAGGAAGCAGGAUUAGGGACCUGGGUCAGAAAACCUCCCGAGCAGGAAAACUUCACUUUGACUCUAUGAGUACUGAAGCUUGUCCUCAUCACCAAAACCACCUUCACCUUGCAACCAGUCGCCACAGAAGCCCUUUCUCACCCCUAAAGUCAACAACAUCCCACUGCCAAAAAAACCUCCACAGGGCGAUGACGAGUCACGACUAGGUGGUAAACCUUGUUCUGUCGAACUCUCGCAAAAUGUUGCUACUAAGAUAAAGAUGAGGCACGGAAGAAUUUUGUGCCUUGCCUUUCAUGGCUUCUGUAGGGAAGGGUACGGUUAGUGUUUUUUCCCCCCAAACCAGUAAAGCGCAAGCACAAACUUAGCUCACAGUUGAUUCUAUUGACUUCAUUGGUUAUACCAGUCACAAUGCUGAAUACUAACCCCUAACCUGAACCGGAAUAACCUCACGUUUAAAGCACAUCCCCAUAGAUAGUGUUACUGUUUGUUGCAAUUAAAUCCCUUUUAAAAGUCGGGAUUGAUUUGAGUUUUAAUAUUUUAUAAGCUCACCAGACGCAAAGCUUCCAUGAAGAAAAACCAUUCCUAGUAAGCGUAUAGUACCGACUUCUGUUACCCGGAUGAACCUGUGUUAUCAGCUUUUACCAGUUGUUAUUGGGGGAUAAAAUACCGCUGGAUGGAGCGCUUGAUCAAGUAUUCCACAGAGCCGUAUUAAUAAAUCAUAAAAUUCUUGUAAUGAGUUCCAGGAACUUCUAGAAUACCUUUAGACCCAAUCCCAAUUCUAUUUUAUACCCCUUCCUCUUGCCCCUUGAAACAGAGUGUCAAGGGGUAGGAAUGAAAAUAUUCCCCUAAGAAAUGGGAGACCACUACUACACCAUUAAACGUCAUCAUACGUAGCCGCUAGCUCCUACGUCAAAGAAAAUGCGCAGACGUUCACACAAACUCAGAUAAGGGGUAAAAGAUAAGUUACCUGCCUCUGGACUAGUAUUUAUGUUGUCAAAUCAGCGAGUCUCAGUAAAAUAUGUCGUGGAACUAUCAUGCAGUCAAUAACAUUAGCGAACUGUUAUCAAUGGGAUUUUUUUGCAAACGUUUCUACGGAGAACAUAACCGUACAUAUGAACACAAGAUUGAAUGCGACAUAAAACAAAUGAUUAUCUGUUAAAAAAAACCUUAUAUAUACUUACUUUUAUGGGUCUUUCUGCUUGCUUGGGCAGCCAUAUUUCCAUAUGCAGGGAAAUUUAUCAUACCCCUUCGUUUGAAGUAAGGUCCUGAAAAAUCUUCGUUUGAAGGGCUAUCUGGCCCUUCCCCCUACCCCUACAGCCAAAGAGAAUUGAGACACCCCUACCCCUUCACGUGAACACGUGAAACGAAGAGGAAGGGGAAAGUGAAGGGGUAAGGGGUAGAUUUGGUUUGGGUCUUAGUGUGAAGGUAGAUCAUAUCAAAAAUGCUCUCAAUUUCCAUUAAAUUCAUGACACCGGAAGUUGCAGUGGCCAUUGAGGCUAAAUGCAGAAGCGAUCGUUCAUAGAGUCCAUUAUUAUGACAUUAUGAUAUCGCAAAAUAAUUUUUAUUUGUCAUUUCUCCUCUGGUUUCUCUUUGUGUCAGUGCUGUAUCUUUACAUAACAUGGGGGAAAGGUUGGGCCGCACCUUAUUAAUAAAAAAAAAAACUCACUACUUUGUUUGCUGUCAUGUGGGCGUUUACAUGCCACGAGCUUCACGCUGUCUAUUAUAAUAUCCAUAGCGCGCUCAGUGCGUGGGCAUGGUCGCAUUAGAUAUAAUGAAGGGAGACUGAAAGACUGGACAUCGCGUUGUUUUCAUAUGGAUUACUUUAUCACAGAAUAU
This is a messenger RNA of Cyprinus carpio (common carp), 4260 nucleotides long. RefSeq names its product inactive double-stranded RNA-specific editase B2-like. Gene Ontology annotation, biological process: adenosine to inosine editing; RNA processing. Gene Ontology annotation, cellular component: nucleolus; cytoplasm. Lineage: Eukaryota; Metazoa; Chordata; Actinopteri; Cypriniformes; Cyprinidae. Gene Ontology annotation, molecular function: tRNA-specific adenosine deaminase activity; double-stranded RNA adenosine deaminase activity; double-stranded RNA binding. The record is from RefSeq and is a predicted model, not a curated record.